AUGGAGUGGUAUGACCUUGAAGUGGAUGGCCGGCAAACAGUUAAAUUUGCAGACUUGCAGUUGCAGUCCUCAUUGAGUCCCACAGGUUCUGUAUCGGCGGGCCAGGCAGCAUUAAACUCCUCACCGAAAUCCCCAGGCGAAGAUGAUCAAUUUAUUGACAAAAAACUCGGCGGCAUUAUACGCCACGGUGAAUGGUCAUGGCUGGCCAAAAAUUCCAUCCUACAAAUUGUCUCACUGCGCAAUGGUCAAACCAUUAGCAGUUAUGAAUUUUGUGAGUCGCGUGGCUAUGACAAUUGUUGCAUCAAAUGUGUUGAAGAAAUUUGCCCCAAUAAUCCGGAAGUCAUGAUGGUGGCUGUGAUUUUGGAAAACUUUCAUGGCCCUGGGGGUGGUGGUAGUUAUGUGGUCUUAUAUUCGGUAGAGCUAAGUUGUGUCCUGUGCACCUAUGAUCUGAGUCUACACAUCACCUGUGCCCGUUUCCUAAAUGCCGCGACAUGUAAGAGAACAUUGCUGCAAAAUUUCGAUGGUUGCCUGGCUGUGGGCAGUGAAGAGGGUGUUUGUGUUCUAUUGGAUUUGAAUAUGUCGAAAAUGUCACGCAUCCAAUCGGAGGUUGCCGAGACGCAAUUUACACCCUGCCACAUUGUGGACUAUAGUAUACCGCUGAAAGAUAUUCAUCGUAAUUUUCGUCAAUGCAAACAGGACGAUGUGACAUUCGGUAUACAAAUGGAGGUUAUCGAAAGUCCCUGUUCCAUACAAUGUAUACAAUCCAUAGACCUGAUUAUGGGUCUGGCAAUUGGCCUCGAAGAUGGCCGUUUGGCUCUAUACGAUUUGGCUGAAAUGCAAAUAUUCUAUAUUGCCCGGCCGAGGCCAGAGAUUGCCAUGUCACCGUUGGUGAAAAUUGAUUAUCUCGAGCCGCCAGAUGAUCCCCGGCCAUGCCUCUACAUAUGGACACUGCAUGAGAAUGGUGAAAAUCUUUAUGCCAUGUUGCAUAAUUUAAUGUAUGAAAAACGUGUCAACGAAGAAGAUCAGGACGAAGAAGAGAAUGGAGCUGAGAAUUUGCAAUACUAUUUUGAGACCUUUCUCAGCAGCACAUUACGCCUGGAAUUGCCUCUGGAGGCAACUAAAAGUGAGGCAUUGGCAUGUCAGGCCAUAUCCACACAUUGCAGCCAUAGUGAUGAGGAUGCCAAUUGUUUGUGUGCCAUAUCAUGGUAUUCCGUAUUGGAGGGUAAAAAUAAACUAUUGAUAUUCGAUUUAAAUCAAUGGUAUAAAGAGGAAAUGCCCUCGAAUUUAAUGUUCGGUCAACAGCCAAGCUAUUUGGCUGGGUAUAUCUUGAAUGGUGAAUGCAACGGGUUGAAUACAUAUCUACAGCCGGGGUCGAUAACACAUUUCAAUUCAAUGCAACGUGUGGAGGAACAUUUCUAUCCGAAUUCGUUGAGUUUUGAUUGUUCCCUCUUGCACACGGAAGGUUGUCGCCGUUACAACUGGGAAGGUGCCCAAAAUCGUUUGAUCAAUUUACUCAGGGUUAGCAGUGCUUCGAUAUUUUUGGAACCCAGCAAUUGUUUCAAUGAGAUCUUGAGAACCCGUUUAAUGCCUCAAUUUACGGAAUUGAAUUUAAAUUCAACAUUUUCCAAGCAAGCCAAAUAUGAGGUUAUGUUAUCCACCGCAUUGGAAAAUAAUUGCAUUAGUUUGCUGCGUGAUUGUGCCAAAUCCUGGAUUGAUGGCAGUUUUAUGGGCAAUUUUGCUGUAUCCACCGGAUUAUCCUUAUCCACCCUCACCGAUUGGAUAUGGAAAAGGGCUAAUGCAAUUAAAUUACGGUCCAAUGAUUUGUGCAAGGGUCUAUUCGAAUUUGGUGGCUAUCCAUUGGAUCAUAGGGAACAAAAGGAACUGUGUUUUAUUACACGGCAAUUAAAACUGCUGUUCGAUCUGUUGGGUGAAAUUUUACAAAUUGGACGUAAACAAAUACCGGAAAGAGUUUAUUCUAGUCUAGAGAAUAAUUACAAUUCUUUGCGCAUGGCCUCCAAUUACCAAGACCUGCUUUUGUGGCUUCUAAACAUUGGCCUACUGCCGGAGGCCUCUCCCUUCAAUACGCAAAUAAAUUCCCAAUAUGAAUUGGUACCCUAUCCCUAUAGAGAAUUAAAAGAAUUCUAUAGUAAAAAGCGGGCAUAUUUCCGCAAACUAAAUGAACAGCAAUACAUAUCGAAGAAAUCGGGUAGCUGUCGCCUCUUGUAUAUAGAUGCGUUCAUUGACCAUUCGUGUAAGAGUAAUAUUUUACAUGAAUAUUGGUUGGAAAAUGAUGGUGACGGCCUGUAUCCGCCCAAUUCGCUGGAGGCUAUGCUGCGUGUAAUGCUUGUACCCGAAUUGGAUUACGAACAUAAAUAUGCCAUACUGUUGUAUUUCUUUUUGGAUUUAAAUAUGGCCAUCGAUGAGGAGGCCUACAAGAAUGUCGUGGCCAAUUUUAUAAAAUUUCCAAGUGUAUUUAAGCUAUCGGCGGCAUUGAUAAAGACGGUGCAAUCAUUUUGGAAUUUGGAUCAUGAUCAGUUUUUGCCCGCCGUUGAAGAAUUCAUAUCACCCUUCAAUAAAAAUCAAUCCUAUCCCCAAUGGCAGGUCGAGCUACUGAUCGAAUCUUUGUUAACACAAAAUUCCGCCAAUUUGGCAUUGCGGAUUUUAGAAUCCCAACCUUCGCUAAUCGCUCCCAUGUUGAAAUUGAAGACACUCCUCGCUAAUGAUCUAAUAUCGGAAGCUUUUCAUUUUGUCCGUACGAAAAAUGAUAACUCCCUAAUGGAAUAUUUUUUUACUCGUUGCCUAAGUCAGGGGCAGUUUGGUGUCAUCCGAGAUUUGGCCCUAAGUGAAAAUGAAGGCAUGAUCUUACAGAAUAUUCUCAAACGUAGUAAGGCUCCUGGGGCAGAGUGUCUACAUUUUGUUUAUUUGUUACAAAAAUCGAAAUAUAUCGAAGCGGUAUCCUAUAUGGAUGAGUUGUCGGCGAAACCGAAAUCUUUGCGAGGAAAUUUACCAGCCCCACAAAUGGAAACACCAAAUAUGGUGUUGUCGGCUUUCAAUACCACCAUGACACCGGUAACCCAGGGCCUGACCGAUGUCUACUUUCGCAUUAAGAAUAAAAUCAAGAAAAAGGAUGUGGACAACAAGUCGCCGGUACCGCUCAGUUGUCAGCUGAUCAAACAGAAUGCGAAUAGUUUGCUGGGUGGUAUCUAUCACAGUUCAGCAUUGAGUGCCCAUUUUGCCACCUACUACUGGGGUGAAAUGCAAGAGGAACGCAAUCAAAAUGAUGCCAAACAAUUGUUGAGUUCCAAUAAUGCCCCCUUCCUGAGGAAACCACAAAAUGAUAAUAGUAUUGUGGAUUUCCUCGGUAAGACUCCAAUAUCCUAUCCGCAGGCAUAUAAAGUGCGGGAGAAACGUAAUCUUGUGGAAAGUGAAAUUCUGGCCAAUGAAGAUGAUCCGCAGGAGCUAAUGGAACGCCAGAAACUGGAGAAUCAAUUAAAUCCGAAAAAGAAGCGACGUUUAGUGGGUCAGGAUAUUGUCAAUGAUUUGAAACAAUUUAUGGAAAUGAAUAAACAGAAGGCGAUUAAAUUGAGUGCCAGUGAUUUUAGGUUCCAUGAAGCGGGAGCAAAGGCGAAAACAACAGCUGUAGAUGAAGAUCUGCGGGAUUCCCAAAAUGUGGAUAUUUUGACUCAGCCCUUGGUGAGCCAAAAGUCUGCAGGUUUCCAGCCAAGGCCUCUGGAGGAGAAUCAACAGGAAUUGCAGGGUAUUUUGAAAUCUGCGAAUAGUGAAAUGGCUACCCAGGAUGAGGAGAAGAAUUUAAGAUUCCGUUUACCCUCAAGGGAUUUAAAUAAUUCCAUUAUUUCGCAAACCAAUGAAGUGGUCGAAGAUGUGGAAGAAGAAAUGGAAUUUGAGGAGGAAGAGCAAAGACCAAAUUCUGCAACCUCCCUAAGAAAACAACCACAAAUUGUUCGUUCCAUUUCCGUGGAAUCGAAUAAAAGUUCGGUUAGCUCUAGCAAUCAUUCGGAGGAUAAUUUCUACUCACCAUUGUCCUCGCAAAAUAAUUCGCGUCUGGAUUCAUCGACCAUGAGUCGGGGUAGUUUGUUGGCGGGACCCAAGCCAAGGAGGCCCAUAUCAAGGUUAUCUGGUGAGAUGGAGGAACAGGGAAGGGAUUCGGUGGAAAGGGAGGUAAUUGGAGGUAGGAGAUCAAUGGAAAAGGAGGAAAUGAGGAAGACAGCCAUGGAGAAGGAAUUGCAGGGAUCUUGGAAAUCUAAGGAAAAUGAGGCCGCGAGGAAGUCCGUGGAGAAGGAAGUCCAGGUAUCUUGGAAAUCCAAGGGAAAAGAGUUAUCAGAAAGCAUUCUGUUUGAGGAGAAGGAGUUAAGAGGAAAUCGGAAAUCUAUGGAAGGUAGGAAAUCAAUGGAAAAGGAAUUGUUGGGAACCAGAAAAUCCAGAGAAAGGGAACUACAAGCAACCCAAAAAUCCCCCAAGGAAAUUCAAAUCGAAAACCCUGACAAACCCAACGAAGAAAUUUCAGCCUCUACAGAGGAUGCCAAUGAAAGUGGCAUUGCCCACACCGAUCUAAGCACCUCCGAACAUUAUGUAACCGCUGCCGGACCCAGCCUCUUCAAUAUUUCCUCACGCAAAUCAUUGGCAAGUGUGGCCAGCACCUCUGAAACCUCGCGGGCUUUCACCACAGCCUUGGAUAAAUUUACCGAUAAAAAUUCUCCUCCUCCUCUUGGACAAACUUCCAGCGGGUUUGGAAGUUUAACAGCUCGCAGCACCAUGGCCGCAACUAGUCGCAUAAAUGAUUUUAUACCCAAAAUAUCCUCUUCGAAGGUGGGCCACUUUUCCACACCCUUUAAAAUGGAAACAAAAAUGGAAAUUAAAGCCACCAAGCUAUCGGAAUGCAGUACCGUUGUGGGUUCAUUUGAUUAUACCAGUUCGACAGCGGGUGGCAGUGGUUCGCAUAAUAUUUUUGCCAUGCCCAGUAUACCGGCACCACCUAGCGCAAUGGAUAGGGCAAAAGAAAAGCCACCCUCUGAGGAGCAGAAACAGCAGAUGCUGGAUACCACAUUGGGUAUGAGUACCUAUGAUUUUUCGGUGCUAGAUAGUACGGCAUCAGGGCAGGUGGCGAAGUCACCGUUAAUGGUAUCGGCAAGGGAUGAAGAGGUUGGUGGUAAGAAGAAAGAAGAAGAGGAGGUUAAGGGUGAAGAAAAAGAAAAGCAAAAAUCUGUGGAGAAGGAGAAGAAAUCGCCCGAAAGGGAACCUAAGUCCAAGGAAGUAGAUCCGAAAGAAAAAGAAGACUCAUCCCAACAGAAAGCCCUCUCCAAGGAGAAAGAGGUUAAACAAGAAAUUCUCUCUCCCCAAGAAACUGAAAGAGAAGAAGAAGAAAAUGAGGAGGACGAACAAAUGGAAGGUGUUGAGGAAGAAAAUGAAGAAGAGGAACCGAUAGUAAAAUACAAACCAGCCGAUAUAAGUGAUGAACCCGAAGAAGAAGAGGAUGAAGAAGAAGGUGGAUCUGGUCGCUCCAAACCUAAAAGGGUUUGGGGUGAUCUACUCUAUAGUUCCGAUGAGGAUGAUUGCAUUGUUUUGUCAUCUUCAUCGUCCUACAUCGAUGACAAUGAUUAUGGCCGACCCUUUGAAAUACGGGAUAACGAUGGUGAGGAAUCGCCGACAAAAUCUGCCGAACGUGCCGAUAUUGAUAGUGAACGUAGCUUUGAUACCGGGGAAUAUGAUGAUUAUGCCGAGGAUGUGGAGGCCGGAAAUGGUGGAGAUGAUUAUGCCGAUGAAAUUGAAUCUCAAGAUGCCUCGGAAAUGGAAAAGGAUGAGGACGAUGAUGAUGAUGAUGUUGUUGAGGUCAUUGAUGAUUCCUCAACGGAUACAAGGAAAAGUGGUGUUCAGGAGGAAAGUAGUAACAGUGAGGAUGUUAAAUUUGUGCAGGAGACUAAGGCAUCCAGCGAGGCUAUUGAAUUGCAAACGAAGGAUGGAGGAAAUAGAGAAGGAGAAGAAGACGAAGUUGUUAGCUCAACCUCAAGGGAAGUGGAAAGGGAAGGGGUUAUUUCCAGGACUAACAAAUCUACGGAAGAGAAAUCCCAAGACGAAAAACUAGAGGUUAGUAGCUCUACGGAGGAAAAGGGAACUACCAAGGAAAAAGUAACAGAAAAGGAGGAGGAAAAAACAACAAAAGAAAGUGGACUAUUGGAGGAGGAAACAUCGGCCUCAAAGGUUACCGAAGCUGAAAGGGCAGCCUCAAAGGAAACUGAAGCUGAACGGGAAGCCUCUAAGGAAACAGAAAUUGAAAAGGGGUCCUCAAAGGAAUCGGAAGCUGAAAGGAAAGCUUCAAAGGAAAAGAAAACUGAAAAUGAGUCCUCAAAGGAAUCGGAAGCUGAAAGGCAACCCUCAAAGGAAAAAGACUCUGAAAGGAUGGAAGAGGAAAAAGAAACCGAAGAGAAGGGCAAAGAGACAGCCGAGAAUCGACAAUCUGAGGAUCACGAGGAGAAAUUGCUCGCAGAGAAAGAAAACUCAGCCAAGGAAAAGGCUGGCCAAAACGAAACGGAAGAGGAAAACAAACGUCAAGAAAAACCCGCAAUGGAAAAAGAUUCCCAAGAAGAAGGCCCCAAUGAAAACGAGAAAAUCGCUUACAAAGGUGCCAAAGACCGCAGAAAAUUGGCUGCCAAUGUCGAGGAUGAUGACGAAAAAAUGGAUACCAUCGAAGCAUCACAAGAACCUCAACCCCCAACCAGCCAACCACCAAAAGACGAGGAUUCUCAAUCCUCGGCCAUGGUCGGAGAAGAAGAACAAAUCACCCUGCGCAUUGAUGAUGAGGAUUCGAUGAAUGCAACCGAGGCGGCCGAAUUGAAAUUACGUAAAAAAUUACGAGAAGAAGAGGAAGCAGCAGCCGCUGAAGCCAAUGAAUCGAUUCGGGAACUUCCGUUACGAAAUAAACGCACCAGACGUACAUCGAUUUCUGCAAAUUUGGACUCGCCAGUGGUGUCCUCUCCUAGGCGUACCACACGAGGCGGUUCGGUGCCACCAAUUGAAUUGCAAAAUGUGGCAGUUGCCUCACCGCGGCGUACAACAAGAGGUACCUCAGUACCACCAGCAGCAGCCGGCGUAGAAGAAGGUGGAAGCAAACCUAACACUCGGCGCAGCAUUCGGGCCACAUCUGUGGUACCUGAGGAAGAGGAGGUACAGCAGGUGAAAUCCUCAUCCUCACGGCGCAGUAUUCGGGCAACAUCUGUGGUACCCGAGGAAGAGGAGGGUGAGGUAAGCGGACAGCAGGUGAAAUCCAACUCCUCACGCCGUAGUAUUCGAGCCAGCUCUCUUGCCCCCGAAGAAGUUGCCGAUUUAACCGCCAAACCCUCUACAGCAUCCAGACGUGGCAUAAGAGGCACCUCAGUGCCACCCAUGGAAUUAUCUGCCGAAAUUGUGGCCUCACCACGUUCGCGAAAUACCCGUGGCAUUUCUGUGCCGCCACAAAGUUUGGCAGACUCUGAAUCUACUAUGGCGCCCAGUACUCCAUCACGUCGCCGCAGCCUAAGGGCAAGUUCAUUGCAACCCAAAACGAAACUUGAAGAAGACGAAGAGGAGGCAGAAUUGGGCGCCACACCCAGUAAGAGGGAGAAAUUACAAAGCGAUGAAACCACCGGCUCACGAUCUGCACGAGGAUCAUCAGUGCCAGCUGCAGGAAAACCCAGCACAAGGCGACGUUCAAUUCUCUUGGAUGCCAUUAAUGAGGAUGGUAGCAGCGUCACGGGAGUGGAUUCUCCGGCCAGUCAUACACGAUUCCGCAGUCGUUUAAAUUCCAAUGAAAGUGAACACAAUUCAUCGGUUGUGGACGCUGCAGAACCAGUCACCACAAAACGCACCCGAAGAGCAUCACUUUCGGCCAACAACUCCGGAGAUUUACCCAUAACUCCCAAACCCAACAGGCGAAACAGCAUAAAUUCCCAAUCCGAUGCGGCAGCUGGUGGGACUCCAAGAACAUUACGUGGUCGCAGCAUAUUAUCCGUACCCGAAGAAGAGGACAACGAGAGUAUACCACCCACACCCAAGGAGAGUACAGCGACCAGAAAAACUGCAGCCAAACGUAAGGUCAGCAGUGAUGAGAAACCCUCGGAGAAAAAUGAAGAGGAUGUGUCGGAGGAAAAGAAAUCCAAUUCCCCCAAAAAUGACAAUACCACAUCAUCGCUAUAUUCCUCCUCACGUCGUUUGACCCGUACCCAAUUGGCCAUGAUGGAGAAAUCCGCCAAUUUAACACCCGUUAAAUCUACCACCACCACUAUGGAAAGUCCAACCAAGGAAUCACCACCCAAAACUAAACGUUCGGCUGCCACUAGGGGGCACGGUAGGCCAUCAUCGGCGGCCACAAACAUUUCACAUGACAGUGAUGAUGCGGAAUCGGUUUCCUCGAAACGUAGUGUUUCAUCGAAUGUUACUGCCACCACCACUACGAAGAGGAGAAGUACCCGGAAGUCGAUUAAGGAGAAGGAGGACCAUGAUGAUGAUGCCGCCAGCAUUGCCAGUUCGGUGGGCAGUGAAAAGAAUACCAGGUCGCGACGAUCCAAGGAUAAAAGUUCACCCAGUGCAGUGUUAACUGCUAUACCAGAGGAUGCUCCCGUUGAAACCAAGAAACGCAGCCGGGCCUCAACAAAACAUUAA
This is a messenger RNA of Musca vetustissima, 8652 nucleotides long. RefSeq names its product protein ELYS homolog (gene Elys). The record is from RefSeq and is a predicted model, not a curated record. The transcript is spliced from 10 exons. NCBI's taxonomy places the organism in Eukaryota, Metazoa, Arthropoda, Insecta, Diptera, Muscidae. The coding region runs from base 1 to 8652 and encodes 2883 amino acids.